AUGCCAUCCACUUCCCGAAGGCUGUUCGUACUCUCUCCGGAGGAACGCCAUCAGGAAUACCAAGUUUACUCCGAUGUCAGGAUAGACUUAAUGAUCGCCACAAGGAACUCCGGGCAUCCCCAGUCCCGAUCCAAACGAAACUCGACGGUCGGCAUGUGGAUGCACUUGGACCGAAAUCUCCCCUACGCCGAAGGUACGAUGCGAUUGGUUCAGAAGAAAUGGACGAAUCAGACUAUGUUCCGAUUUCACCCAGAACCACAAACUCAUACCAUUCGGCAGGGUCAUGACCUUCUAGACAAGAGUAGCCUAGCUCCCGGUCUGAUAGAGAGGAUGAUCGGCAGAAGAGAGGCCUUGGCAAAACCUCUGACCGAACCACAGGUCGAGAAAUGCAAAGACAUAGUGCCCGCCAACCAAUUGGUCCCCAGACAUCAGAACCCUUCUGCGACGACCUCCCCCCUGCCGAUCCUACUAUCCGCCUCCUCCUCUAGAAGGUCAACCGGAUUAAGGAAGAAUAGAACCAAAAUCGGACACCAACUCGAGGAAAGGUACAACUGGGACUGUUCACUAGCUGAAUCUGAAUCUUCCAACAUGACAAAGAAGUCCAAGCACUCCGAAUAUCAUUUUACACAAGAGUGGAAGAUCUUGUGA
Prunus armeniaca (apricot) is the source of this 648-nucleotide messenger RNA. NCBI's taxonomy places the organism in Eukaryota, Viridiplantae, Streptophyta, Magnoliopsida, Rosales, Rosaceae. The record is from the annotation of a GenBank genome assembly.